GAAGGCUCCUGCAAGUCCCUCACCCAUCAGCAUGUGAAACACCCAAACCGUUUCCCUCGGACCUAGCCUUCACACUCAUGAUGCCUGGAAUGUCUUUGCAGGAUGGAGGCAGCCUGGCUUCCCCUCUGGCUAACAGAAGAGUUUGAUGUUUGAUGUUCUCUGCAGUGUGUGAACGCAUUCUGUUAACAGCAGUUGCAAUGUCUGUAACAGUCAAAUAACUGAAAUUGACAGUGAUAUUAAAAGAAGAUGCAAACAUUCAUGAUUAUUUGAAAGGUGAAAACUAAAUAGGGGUAAGAAGACAAAACCCAAACCGAGAAACUCGCUUCAAGAACCGAGCGAGUUAGGAAACCACUGAAGAAGAUAACAUUUCAAAACAUGUUCACUUAGCAGGAACUAAACCUGCCAGGAGACCAGCCCUGUUUCACACAUGAAGUAACAUGUCAUUUGAGCAGUGCUAUGGAUGAGGACAAACUCUGUGCCAGUGGAGCACUUGAACAGAAGAGUCACAUAAGGCUGCUGCAGUGCCUUACCCAGCUUUACAUAGCUCUCUUUUGUCUUACAUCAAACCCAGGCACAUGGCCAUAUCCUGCUAGCCCAAAACACAGUGGAGUCUCUGCGCAAUUCAGGAAAUGGUUGACAACCGUGCACUUGCUCUUGUUGUUGUUGCUGUUUUGCUCCAGAAAUGGCUUCUUGAAUUCAGAGGUGUGUGUUCCAGCUCUGUAUUGUUUGCAUAUAAAGCUUUAGAUGGGGAGCUUUUCAUACUGCAGUGUGCCUCUCCACACCAACCCUAUCUCUUCAACAAAUCUGCGGUCCUGCGGCAAAGCAUAGUGUGGUUUUGGCACGAGGGAGAGAAGAAGAGAGAGCUUCCUGGGAUGGAUGACAGCAUUGUGAAAGUGGGGAAUUCCCUGUGGUUUUCUAAAAUAACUGAAAAGCACUCUGGGAACUAUUCCUGUUAUAACAGGAACACUGCAGGAGUGUUGGCUGUUGGUUGGGGCGGAGAUGGUGCGUUGCACUUCCUGGUUGAUGUGGUACAGAGGAAUGAGACUGUGUGCCAUGACGAUUGGAAGAGCGAGGUGACCCUGUUUAUUGAACAGGGGAGCACAAUCGCCUGUCCAGAUGUGAGGUGCUAUACAUCAGCUCCAAUAGAAGCCAUCCGGUGGUACAAGAAUAAUUUCUCCAGCAGGAAGUCGGACCUGCGUCCGGGUGGCCGGCUCUUUCUAGGAAACAUCAAAGAGGACGAAAAGGCAAAUGUCACCUGCGACCUCAGCUAUGUGGAAGAGCUGCACUGGACCUUCAGAAGGACUUUCAGAGUUAAACCUAUACCGCCGGACACCAAGUCCCUGCCCAACAUCCUGUAUCCCCACGGUAACAAGACAGAGGAAGUGGAGCUGGGAAAGCGUCAUACACUCACGUGUAAGGUGCAAUUCGGUUAUGAGAGGAACUCCAGGGCAAUGGUCAGAUGGUGGGUCAGAUACCAUGACAACGGCAGCAUUGGAGCAUUGGAGAUGGACCGUCCUAAGAUAGUGCAUUCCUCCAUCUGGGAAAGUACCACCAAUUACAGUGCACACCUGCAGCAAGUGACCCAGAGGCACCUGGAAGCAACAUUCACCUGCUGGGCACAGAACUCCAGAGGCAAUACCAGUGCUACCACCAGACUACAGAGAAGACCUGAAGUGGCUGGACUCUUACUCAUUAUUGUGGGGCCUGCUGUCACAGUGGUGCUCAUAAGUGGAAUCAGCAUAUUAGUGUGGAUUUAUUGGCUGGAGAUUUACCUUUUGUACAGAACCUACUUCUCACUGGAAGAAACAGUCUCAGCAGGAAAGGAGUAUGACGCCUUUGUGUCGUAUGUGAGUGACUCUUCCUCAGAGGAGGAACACAGCACACAGACAGGGGAGACCCUGGGAAUGCACCACCUGCCCAAUGUGCUGGAGAAACAGUAUGGCUACAGGCUGUGUCUGCUGCAGAGAGACCUGGCACCUGGAGGAGUGUACACAGAGGACGUGGUGUGCGCGAUGCAGAGGAGCAGGAGAGUGAUCUGUGUGCUGAGCUCCUGUUACCUGCGCAGCAGCUGCCUGUUUGAGCUGGAGACCAGCCUGGAAGCCCUGCAGCAGGACAGAGGCCUCCGGCUCAUCCUGGUGUGGAGCAGCCCGGCACCUCCCUGCCUCAAAGGCCUGCCCCUGCCCCCCACCGUCAGGCGGGCCCUGAGAGUGCUCCCUGCGCUCCACUGGAGCCCUUCCCAGCUCAGGCCCUCCCAGGGACCCUUCUGGAAGGCCCUAAAGCGGGCCAUGCCGAUCAGCCCCCUGCCACCGCCAUCAAGCUCUGCACCGAAGGGUGGGCUACCUGGGGAGACAUAGCUGUGUGCUAUCACACCUUCAUCCAUCUACACACACAUUCAUUCAUUCAUCCAUUAUCUUAACCGACUUAUCCUGAACAGGGUCGCAGGGGGGCAGGAGCCUAUCCCAGCAUACAUUGGGCGAAAGGCACCCUGGACAGGUCGCCAGUCCAUCGCAGGGAACACACACCAUUCACUCACACACUCAUACUUAUGGGCCAUUUAGACUCUCCAAUCAGCCUAACCUGCAUGUCUUUGGACUGUGGGAGGAAACCGGAGUACCCGGAGGAAACCCACGCAGACACGGGGAGAACAAGCAAACUCCGCACAGAGAGGCCCCAGCUGACGAGGAUUCGAACCCAGGACCUCCUUGCUGUGAGGCGGCAGUGCUACCCACUGCACCAUCCGUGCCACCUCUACACACACAUGAUCUGUCUAUACAAUCAUAAGAAAACUGUUAUCAUUUAGUUAUUUAUCCAUGUAUUUAUUUGGAAUUUUAGGUAAAUAGCAGUGCACCGACUCUUGAUUGUAAAUCAUGUGCCGUUUUGUGAAAAGGGGAAAAUAAAUGGGUAUUUAUCGCAGAAAUAAACAGGGAGGCAAAUGUGUCUGCUCCCUCUGUUGUUACAAGGUGAAGAUGGAGUGACCUUUGGAUAAGAUGGUCUGCUAAUGGCAAUAAAGUACAGGUUUAGCUACUGUGACUAAAAGCAGCCACUGCAGGAAGGCAUUAUUUAAAAUGUGUGAAGUUUCCAAAGUGUCUGUCUUCAAUGGAACGCUUUUUACUGCAGAACAAUGACAUUUCAUCUCUCAGAAUGAUGUGUGAGUACUGGGCAGUACAGUUAUGUGUACAUAUAUUUUUCUGUUGUUACAACAUUGUAAUUUAAAAUAAAGAAGUGGAACAGUGAGCUGUCCGAAGAUGAACAUAAAUAAACCUGAAUUCAUAUUUAAAUGUACUUUAAAGGUCAUUUAAAGAUAAUUUCUGACUUCUAACGGUCAAGAGAGGAAUUGUCGCAACAAACCCGCUCAAACCACAACACUGUUUACCCCACCCCUUCUCUGUGGACGCGCUGACGUUGAGAUGCCAUUGGCCGUGACAAUUAGAACCAAUUUUCAACCAAUGAGCUUGAAUUAUUGCACUGCUAUACAAUGUUUUGUUACAGAGUGCUGGCCCGUCAACUGCAUAUUUUGAAAACAGAAUUUAAGGACAAUAAACACAGGCAGGUGGUGACUCAACAUGUCAGUGAACCUUUUUCAAUGAUAGGAAAGGAUUUACAAUGGUCUUGUAAC
Messenger RNA from Conger conger (European conger), 3616 nucleotides. RefSeq names its product interleukin-18 receptor accessory protein-like. Gene Ontology annotation, molecular function: interleukin-18 receptor activity. The record is from RefSeq and is a predicted model, not a curated record. The coding region runs from base 630 to 2354 and encodes 574 amino acids. Lineage: Eukaryota; Metazoa; Chordata; Actinopteri; Anguilliformes; Congridae. Gene Ontology annotation, biological process: interleukin-18-mediated signaling pathway. The transcript has 13 exons.